Xiphophorus maculatus (southern platyfish) is the source of this 938-nucleotide messenger RNA. RefSeq names its product SRSF protein kinase 3-like. NCBI's taxonomy places the organism in Eukaryota, Metazoa, Chordata, Actinopteri, Cyprinodontiformes, Poeciliidae. The record is from RefSeq and is a predicted model, not a curated record. The coding region runs from base 235 to 588 and encodes 117 amino acids. Gene Ontology annotation, biological process: regulation of mRNA processing; spliceosomal complex assembly. The transcript is spliced from 5 exons.
UUCUGCUGCACCUGAAGGACCACACCCAUAUUACACCAGCAGGGGGCAGCAGCUCCCUCUGUUUACCAGCUGUAGAGGGGAACAAGACCACAGGCACAACUGUUUUCUUGUUUACAGGCUUCAGAUAUAUACAAGCAUUUCAGUGAGGAGAUCCAGACCCGUCAGUACCGAUCUCUAGAGGUCCUGCUUAGAUCUGAGUACGGUCCGCCAGCUGACCUCUGGGGUGUAGCCUGCAUGGCCUUGGAGUCGCUCACUGGAGACUUGUUGUUCCACCCCAAAGCCGGCGAGUUCAUGUCCCUGGAGGAAGACCACAUCGGCCAAAUCGUCGAGCUCCUCUGCAGAAUUCCUCCAGAUGUUGUCCAGUCAGUCAAACAUUCAGCUCAAUACUUCGACCGAAGAGGUGAUCUCCGUCGUGUUGGUCCACUGAGGCCGUGGAGACUUUAUGACCUUCUGGUGGAGAAAUAUAACUUUCUACUAGAGGAGGCCUCUGAAUUCUCAAACUUCCUUCUCCGUAUGCUGGAUUAUCACUCAGAGAGAAGGGCAACUGCUGCACAGUGCCUUCAACACCCAUGGUUGACCUCCAGUUAACCUCCUGAAGACCCUAAAGGCCGUGGAAAGUUCUCUCAGCCAGAUGUUUUCAGCAGCAAGACCUCAACGGUUUCAGGGCAUUUUUGAAUUUUCACAUUUGGGGAAUUCCUGCUGCACUUAUUUAGCAUCAGAAAGAAAAUCUUCUCCACUUGAGCUUCAUGAGCACUUUAGGCUUUUUUUUUUCUCUCAUUUUCUUUAUUCUUCCUGAAUUUUGUUCUAGAGACCUUAGGUAUAAAAAUCUUUAUUGUCUUUACACUGAUAGACUUGAGCCUGAACUGUCAUGACCAUCAAAAGGUAUUCAUUCAUCCGUUUCAUUAAGUGUUCUUAAUAAAGGCUUUAUAUUUAGAUAC